Ixodes scapularis (black-legged tick) is the source of this 1272-nucleotide messenger RNA. Its product is annotated as chitin deacetylase 7. Gene Ontology annotation, biological process: carbohydrate metabolic process. Bases 53 to 1258 code for a protein of 401 amino acids. The transcript is spliced from 4 exons. The record is from RefSeq and is a predicted model, not a curated record. NCBI's taxonomy places the organism in Eukaryota, Metazoa, Arthropoda, Arachnida, Ixodida, Ixodidae.
AAGUAGUUGACAACUUUUAGAAGGCUCAAAACUAUCGAAGAACACUAGGACCAUGAUGACCAGGUUGACCACCUUGGGGUUUGCGUUGUUCGUCUGGCACUGUGAGCUACAGCUGACCAGGGCAGAUGUGUGUGACGUAAGGACCUGUGACGCUAAAUCAAACUGCUCCUGCAUCAGUAUGAAGCCGCCUGCAGGAUUGACGAUGGACACAAUGCCGCAGUUUGUGAUGCUUACUUUCGACGAUGCCAUCAACGAAGGGAACAUCCACUUCUACCGGGAGCUCCUAGGAUCGGGGAAGCGAAAGAACAAAGCGACGGGAUGCGACAUCGCAGCCACUUUCUUUGUAUCGGCAGAGUACUUGAAUUAUCAGUACGUCCACGAGUUGUACACUAGACGCAACGAGAUUGCGUCGCAUUCAAUCACGCACGUCCCAAACCAGCCCUACUGGCAGCGAUUGAACGCGUCGGGUUGGAAAGCCGAGAUCGUGGGCGAACGGGACAUGCUCCACCACUACGGCCGGAUCCCAGCGGGAGACGUCGUCGGCAUGAGAGCCCCGUUCUUGGAGACCGGAGGCGACGGAAGCCACGUCAUGCUGAGGGACAACGGCUUCCUGUAUGACGCGUCCAUCCCUUAUAGGAGGCCCAACCGCACCAGUCUGCCAAUCUACCCUUACACGUUGGACUACGGACUGCAGACCAAGUGCUCGAUCCCUCCUUGUCCCAAGGGGAAGUAUCCGGGGCUGUGGACAGUGCCCAUGAAUCUGCUCUUCGCCAAGAGGGACUUUCACGGGGCGCCCCUGGAAGAGCCCUGUUCCAUGGCGGACGCUUGCGUGCCGGUGCCAGACACAGCAUACGCUACGUUCAGCUUUUUGAAGUCGAAUUUCGACGACUUCUACAAUACCAACAAGGCCCCGUUUCCUCUUUUUCUGCACGAGGCCUGGCUCAGGAAUCCGGAACGAAAGGCAGGAUACCUCAGUUUCGUCGAUUGGCUUCUCACAAAGGAUGACGUCCUUGUGGUUACAAUCAAAGAGGUCAUCGAGUUUAUGCGAAACCCCAAGCCCCUAAAAGCCUACGUGUCGCCAGACUGCUCCGACAAGCAGCUCCCGACCUGCGUUCCUCACACCUGCGUCUACGACAAGACGAUCCUUGACGGACAGCGAAUCAUGCACUCCUGUACUGCAUGUCCUCCGAGCUAUCCUUGGCUCAACAAUACCCGAGGCUCACCAUCGAAAUCGACCACGACUACUUCAUGGCAAUAAAGGCGAUUCGAAAA